ACAAUCAUAUGGUAAAUUUUUCUUCAUCUGACGUUGGUUUGUCUCUGUCUUUUAGCGAUGGAAAAAUGUUUUACGCUGGAAUAUAUUUUGUUCUGCUGUUGAAGCUCUAUUCUGUUGCAGAUUCGGCAACGAAUAAAGAUAUUUGUUACCUGGAUCCAGACCUAGGUGGAUGCAAUACCUUCAACAUAAAGUACUUCUAUAAUCGCUUUACAGGAGAAUGCCAUGAAUUCGUCUUUGGAGGAUGUUUGGGAAAUAAUAACAACUUUGAAACACUUGAAGAAUGCCAAGAAUUUUGUGCAGGGUUUGCACUAGAAAAAACUUGUAACAAAAAAGGUGAAAGAGGACCCUGUGAUGGUUACUUGGUGAGGUAUUAUUACGACAAAGAAACUGACGAGUGCAAGAGUUUCAUCUAUGGAGGAUGCAGAGGAAAUACGAAUAACUUUCGAUUCCAGAAAGAAUGCAUGGAGACGUGUAGUAAAAUAAAAGAAUGAUUCGAAAUUUCAAAAUCCGGCACGUGAGAUUUUCAUCAAGAAAAAAGAUUUAAUGUGAUUCAUUUUCAUACUUUAAUAAGUAUCAUAACAACAUCUAACUAAUAAUAAUAAAAAAAAACUUUUAUCACUUGUAUUACUCAUUCCUAUACUUUUCUCCUAACAUUAUAAAAUGAAACACUCAAUCAUUGUUAUACCACAGGAUACAUUAUAUUAUUUUGUGCAAAAAUAAAUUAUAUUUCAGCGCAUA
Messenger RNA from Argiope bruennichi, 738 nucleotides. Its product is annotated as thrombin inhibitor hemalin-like. Lineage: Eukaryota; Metazoa; Arthropoda; Arachnida; Araneae; Araneidae. The coding region runs from base 9 to 491 and encodes 160 amino acids. The record is from RefSeq and is a predicted model, not a curated record. The transcript has 3 exons. Gene Ontology annotation, molecular function: serine-type endopeptidase inhibitor activity.